Sorghum bicolor (sorghum) is the source of this 2100-nucleotide messenger RNA. RefSeq lists its product as uncharacterized. The record is from RefSeq and is a predicted model, not a curated record. NCBI's taxonomy places the organism in Eukaryota, Viridiplantae, Streptophyta, Magnoliopsida, Poales, Poaceae. Gene Ontology annotation, molecular function: protein binding. The transcript has 2 exons. Bases 389 to 1681 code for a protein of 430 amino acids.
CAUGCAUUCAUUCUUCAAAUAUUUGUAACAUUAUGUGCAUAUUACAGAAGAUUGCGAAGACUAGUGCAAAGGCAACUGUGAGAACAAAUGAUGGUGGUUCAGCAACAAUGAAACUAACAGCUACUGUGCCAAGACCAAGUGUCACUGUUAGUUUCAUAACGAUUUUAAUCAAAAUUGGCCAUCGCUGCUAGGAGAAGCCUUCUGGUUCUCGGCUCUCGAUCGAUCAACAUUUCAAAAGAAGAAAAAGUCUGGUAGGCUGUGGAGUCUCGCGGCCGCUCAGCCGAGAGUGACCUGCAGCUCUUUGUCUUUCGCUGCGUGUUCUGUUCUCUCUCCCGUUCUCCCCUCAACUAGCAGCUGCCUCGGACUCUCGUGACUCGUCUCAUCAAUCAUGGCGCCCCAAAGCAGCUGCCGAGGCGGCGAGGACCAAACCCUAGCGUCCUCCGCUGCCGCUUUCCCUCGCCCCCCGGCGUUGGCGCCUGCGCCGGUGGUGAAGACGACGACGACGACGGUCGCCGACCUCACGGACGUCAUCCUCCAGGCCAUCCUCCUCCGCCUCACCCCCGCCGACCUCCUCCGCGCGGCGCUCGCCUGCCACCGCUGGCGCCGCGCAGCCACCCGCGUCCUCCCACGCGUGCCGCCGCUCCUCGGCUACUUCUUCCACCCCAGGAACCCCGCCAAGCCGCCCCCCAAGCCGACGACGGACAAGACCCACUACCCUGCCGUCUUUCUCCCGCUCGACGCCUCCUCCCCGCGCCUCUCCCUCGACCUCACCACGGGCGCUGCCAGCAGCCUCUCCAUCCAGGACGUCCACCUCGGCCUCGUCCUCCUCCUCCCGCUCUCGCGCCCCAAGUCGCUCCUGCCCCGCAUCCUCGUCGUCGACCCGGCGUCGCGCCGCCGCGUCCUGCUCCCGCCGCCACCGCGCGACGACGCGCUGCCUGACGAUCGCUGGCGCCGCGACAGGUGCGUCAUCGGCGUCGCCGUUCUCGCGCGCGCGCACCCCACCAGGCUCACCUUCGACGCCGUCUGCCUCACCAUCGACGGCGACCGCCCGCGCGCCUGGGUCGCGUCCGUCCGCGAAGGCAACUGCGCCUGGCGCGCGUUGCCGAGGGCCGAGGGGGUCGUCGUGGACUUCGACCCGUGGUGCUUCGAGGCCCGCUGCGUCCACGCCGCUGGGAACAUCUACUGGCACAUCUGCAACUCCAGCCGCCGCUUACUCCAGCUGGAUCCUUGCACGCUGGAGUUCUCGUUCAUGCCCGUGCCUGCUGCCCUGGGGGAUUGCUUCAACAAGUACCGCAUUGGAGAGACGCCGGAGGACGGUCGUCUGUGCAUGGCAUCGAUCAUUGGCGAAGAAAGUCUGCAGAUUUGGGUGCGUGGAGAGGCCAGUAGGAGUGACAGGGGGUGGUUGCUAGAGAGGGAGAUUUGCAUGACCAAAGUGCUCGAUACUGUGCCUGGGCUACCCAAGGACAGCAUGAUGCGGAUGCUUUGCACCUGGCUCAGCGACAUGGACUAUGCCCGCACCGGGAAGGUGUUCAUCUGUACAUGGGGAUAUGGGCGCUACGCCUUCCAUCUGGAGACUGGCAAGCUGGAGCGCUUGGUGAUGAAAGAUGGCAAGGAGCAUGGAAACCCUAUCUAUGCCUACACCUUGGCCUGGCCGCCUGAGUUCCUCACUCCAAGAAACUGACUUUCUGGUUGUUGACCAGUGAGAGAAGAUAACAGUGACGCAAAUCAGCUGACCUCUUUGGUUUCUGGAUUACUAGUGCCGUGCCAUCUUCACAAAAACUCUUUGAUCCGUACUGUAUGAAUUAAUGCAGACAAAGCUAUUGUUGAACUUGUCUUUUCGCAUUUUCGGACUAAGAUGGCAUUCUGAACACACUAGUAGGGUGUACCACGUUAUGCUGGUUCCAGGCAAAAAGUAUAUGCCUUCUUGUCAUGAGAUAUUUGCCCCAUUAGAUUAAUAUGCCAUUUUGAAGACAUCAGGUGAGGAAUGUCUCGUGUUGUGCUGUUACAGCUGCUGAACCGUGGAUGGUUUUGUUCGUCACAAGACUAGUACCAUCUAUCAUGUUAUAUCUGUUUUGCGUAUCAUGUGAUGUGAGUUCAUCA